UGGUACUGGGAAAGAAUGGCUGGAGUGUGACUUACACCCCUCAGAGUAGCUGUGUCUUAAAGGAGUCAACAGUAGAGCUGACCUGCUCUUACACAUAUCCCAGUGGUACAGUCACAUCAACCCUCUGGUUCAAUAAAAAUGAUGUUGAGGGGAAACCUGUGAGUCUGUUAGAUGACCCAGACUACAAAGGUCGUGUGACGUACCGUGGAGAUAAGAAGAAUGGCCACACCCUGACAGUCAGAGACCUGAGAGAGAGUGACUCAGCUACGUACAAGUUCAGAUUUAAAAAAGAUCAGACUGGAGGGAGAUAUACUGGCAAUCCUGGAGUCGCUCUGUCUGUCACAGGUCUUCAGGUGAAGGUGACUGGUCGAUAUCGGGACAAGACACUGACCUGUAGCACCACCUGUACUCUGACUGACAACCCCACCUACAUCUGGUACAAGAACGGACACAAAGUAAAGGAGGACACUUCCAGCCUGUACUCAGACUACUUUAGUGAUACAGACAGUUACUCCUGUGCUGUAAAAGGCCAUGAGGAUCUCCACUCUCCUGCAGUGUGUAAGAACUGUUGGAGUGUGACUUACACCCAUCAGAGUAUCUGUGCCUUGAAGGGGUCAACAGUGAACAUAUCCUGCUCUUACACAUAUCCCAGUUAUCAUGAGAUCAAACAAGCUUUCUGGUUUACCAAAUGGAAGUCUGGUAUGGAGGCUGAAGAUCUGAGCUCAGUGCCAGGGUAUGAGGGUCAUAUAGAGUACCUUGGGGAUAAGAAGAGUAACUGUACCCUGAGAAUCACAGACCUGAGACUGAGUGACUCUGCUGGGUACAAGUUCAGAUUCAUAACAUCUGGAGGAAAGUUUUCUGGCUCACCUGUCUCCCUGACUGUCACAGAUGUUGUGUUGGAGAUGGAUCCUACAUCUGUGUCAGAGGGGGAGAGAGUCACACUGACAUGUAGAACCAACUGUACACUGGACCCCAUCACAGCCUUCAGUUGGUAUAAGAAUGGACAGCCUAUACCAAACAGCAACACCUCCUCUCCUGUCUAUAMCCUAUUCUCAGUCAGCAGUGAGGAUACAGGCAGAUAUUCCUGUGCUGUAGAAGGCCGUGAGGAUCUCCCCUCUGCUGAAGAGYCUCUCACUGUCAGAUGUGAGUACAUGGGGUUUACAUCUUUAGCUUGCUAUAUUAAUAUUGUAGUGACAGAUAUUGGCUCCACAUAUGGUCCGAGGAACACUUCAGUGUCAGUCAGUCCAUCUGGUGGAAUAGUGGAGGGCAGUUCAGUGACUCUGACCUGCAGCAGUGAUGCCAACCCACCUGUCCAGAGUUGUACCUGGUGGUACAAGAAGAAUGGAGGUGACUAUCAGAGUAUGACAGGACCACAGCAUGUCUUCAGUCAAAUCCAGUCAUCUGACACUGGAGAGUACUACUGUGAGMCCCAGAAUGAGAUGGGGACAGACAGGUCUAGGACCAUAAACAUGGACGUGAAGU
Salvelinus sp. IW2-2015 is the source of this 1482-nucleotide messenger RNA. NCBI's taxonomy places the organism in Eukaryota, Metazoa, Chordata, Actinopteri, Salmoniformes, Salmonidae. The record is from RefSeq and is a predicted model, not a curated record.